UCCGCAAUACUAGGAGAGAGAGGGGGGAAAAACUCCAGAGGAGAAAAACAGAAACUAAGACUGAAGUCAGCGUGAAGCGCACUGUACUGAAUGAAGGCGAGCGUCAGAGGCAUGAGCAGCACGAGUCAGCGAGAGCUCACGAAUCAAAGUUCCCUCAAUGAGAGACGCGAGACGAGUGCAAACCCCAGAUUGAUCCGUGCGUGACGCGGCUCUCCUAAAUGUUUAUUUACCAAACGUGAAAAGUCUCCAGACCCGUUUUAAAGGACUUUAUGAAUUCUUUUGUAUAUCCAGCUUCCAAAAAAUAUGGAUGAAGUUGCGAAAGUGGAGCCGCUGUGAUGUUUGGAGGAGAUAGCGGAGUCUGUCUGAAGAGUCUUGUGGAAUGAGUCGAACCGCAUCAGCGACUGUUAUUCCAGUGGAUUCUCCUUCUGAGCUCGCUUUUUGAGUUUUAGGAUUAUCUGGAAUGUUUGCGAGGUGGAUUUCGCCCGGUUCAGUUCGGUUCACUGUUUGGCUUUGGCUGCUCACGGUGUCAGUAACUCUCGGGUUUGCUUCAGAGCUGAAGGUGAGGGUUCGUUUGGCCGAUGGACAGAUCACAGAUGAACUUCUGGAGGCGGACAGUGAGAGAGACUCCAUCACUGUGGAGUUUAAACAGGGAGAUGGGACUCUUAUAACUUUUGUGGCCGAUUUCAAGCAGGAUGUGAAGAUCUUCCGGGCGCUGAUCCUGGGAGAACUGGAGAGAGGGCAGAGCCAAUAUCAGGCGCUCUGCUUCAUCACACGCCUCAACCACAAUGAGAUCAUCCCCAGCGAGUCCAUGGCCAGACUCCGACAGAAAAAUCCCCAGGCCAUCCGAACGGCAGAAGAGAAGAGAAAUACGGAGAUGCUGAGCAUGAACGUAGCAGUCAAUUUGACACGGACGUGGCAGCUGAGUGCCCACAUCCACAACAUGUGCAGCGUCGCCCGGGAGGCCGUGUACACUCGUGAGGCUGAUGUCAGACACUGGCUGGACAGAGGCAUGGAGGCCUCCAUGUUCGAGCCUCAAGCAGUGGAGGUGCCAGGCCUGCAGAGCUGCGGGACAGUGAAGGACCUGUGGCAACCUUGUUCCUGUAGCUACAACCUCAGACUGGAAUGGUACCCCUGCCUGCUGAAGUACUGCCGCAACAGAGACGUCUCCGGCAAGGGAAGCCCCUAUAAAUGCGGCAUCAAGAGCUGCAGCAAAGGCUACCAGUUUACUUACUACGUACCCCACAAACAGCUGUGCCUAUGGGAGGAAGAGACCUAGAAUGAUAUAUGCUUCUGCAAAAACAUAUUUAAUGUGACCUUCACCACAGGUUUCAUUCACCUCCAAGCCUUCAGACUCGUGCCUUCUGCACAGAGCAGAAAUGAUGCUGGAUGGAGUGUGAUUCGAGGAGCGCUAGCACUCUAAUUUUGAUUCUCCAGAGCACGUCUUUGUGCUGGUCAGUAGUUUUAAAACUCCUUUGCUCUGUGGAACGAGUGGAAUUGAGAGCCAAGCGAGUUUGGGAUGAGCAACCUGUGAAUUAGUCAGUAUAUAACAAGAUAUAAUCUUAAAAUUAGCUGGAAAUGGUUGCCAAUUAUUUUUUUUUUCUGAAACUUAUUUAUUUUGCAGUGGGAAAUGAUUGAAGAUACAUAAGCACAGCGCACAUGUUAAGAGAAAGUGCAUUUUCUCUCUCUUUUUUUUUUUUUUUUUUUUGAUUCAAAGCACUGUAUUAAGUUCUAGUGAACAUACGCAUGCUUUGAUUAAUAUCGGUACAGACAGAAAAUGCUAUUAAUUCAACUUUCAAUUCAGACAGAUUCAAUCAUGUGAAUGAUCUCACCUCAAGUCUUAAUGCUGGGAUUCUUUGGGAGUAUAUGUUUUUGUUUUCACAAGGAUGGACUUUACUCAAUUGCACAACAGUAUCAUUUAAAGGAACAGUUCACCCAAAAAUUAAAAUUUAGUGAUCAUUUAAUCACUCACAUGAGUUUCUUUCUUAUGGUGAACACAAAAGAAGAUAUUUUAAAGAACCAACAGUUGUUGGUCCCCAUUGACUUCCAUAGGGAAAGAAAUACUAUGAAAGUGUCAGCAUUCUUCUAAAUAUCUUCUUUUAUUAACAUCAAAAAGAAACUCAUACAGGUUUGGAACGACAUGAGGGUGAGUAAAUGAUUAAAUGUACAAUUUUGGGUGGACUGUCCCUGUCCAGCUGGAUCAAUAUACAAACUCAGUUUGAAGUAUGGACUCUCAUAAGUUGGGAACAGGCAACACUGCAAACCUGACAUGAGGAAACCAAUGUACGUGAGAUGGAAAAUAUACAGAGAAAGCUGAUGAAAUCCUGUUUAGAUUGUCACUACUGUUCAUCCAACACUGCCAUCUUCUGGUUAUGCAGCAUUACUGUCACUCAGGCUUCUCCUAUCAGUAUGACCUCAAAAUAUCAGCUGUGAAACCAUCACAAAUACGGAUUCACAAUCUUUUGUGUGGUAUCGAACGUCCUCAAAGAAUUCACUUUCAUUCAACAGGACCAAAUCCGCAGACUCUAUCAUUGUUCCACAUUUCACUUUUCAGCUCACAACUUCUUGUUCUUACAGUGGGAAUGUUCACGUUUAACAUGCCACAGGUGACUCGGUUGUUGUUCAUGGUACUAAAAUGUUUAUACUGAUUUAUUUAAUUUUGUUUCAAAGAGUUUAAGUGUUAUGUUAAAAGUGUUGUUUGAGAUUACACCUUCCCUAACCUUCCCAAACAACAGCCAUUGUUUGGAAUACAAGUGCCUUUGGUGAUUCAGUGUUUACUGAGUCUUUUUAAGGAUAAAGCUGUUAUGAAUAAAGUA
Molecule: messenger RNA, 2813 nt
Organism: Labeo rohita (rohu)
Lineage: Eukaryota; Metazoa; Chordata; Actinopteri; Cypriniformes; Cyprinidae
Gene: oafa
Product: OAF homolog a (Drosophila)
Exons: 4
Coding region: 461-1276 (271 amino acids)
Source: RefSeq, a predicted model, not a curated record